This is a messenger RNA of Nematocida ausubeli, 1620 nucleotides long. RefSeq lists its product as uncharacterized. NCBI's taxonomy places the organism in Eukaryota, Fungi, Microsporidia. The coding region runs from base 1 to 1620 and encodes 539 amino acids. The record is from RefSeq and is a predicted model, not a curated record. The transcript has a single exon.
AUGAAUAUUAACCAAGGAAAUCUUGAAAUUACAACCGGAUGCAUUGAGAGAGCAUUUAAUUCUACCCCAGCACAAGGGGGCUGCAAUGAUCUAGUGGUGAAAAUACUUCAUAUACAUAAGCCAGAUCACUCGAUAACCCAAAGCAAAAUACGCUUAACAGUGACAGACAACACAAGAGAGCAAGACUGUCUUCUUAGCUCUAAAUAUUCACAGAGCAUAAACAGAAAUGAAAUAGCAGCAGGAGAUAUAAUAAGAAUAGGGGAGAUGGUCUCUGGGACAUACUCCUUAAAGAAGGUUAUUUACAUAAAAGAAAUCUUGGAGAUGCAAAAAGGCAGCAGAAGAGAGGCACCCAUGAGCAGUAUUGGGGCAAGCCCAAGCAAAAGAAAAUUGGACGAAAUGUCAACCAGAGAAACCACAAAAAGAGAUGGAGAGAAGAAGAUAGGCAGUAUAAAGGAGCUGAAUCCAUUCCAGCAGAAGGCAUGGAGCAUCAAAGCAAAAGUAGUAAGUAAAACAACAGUUCGCGAGUACAUGAAAGACGGUCGUGCUGGGAAAGUGUUCAGCAUAAUUGUGACAGACGGAGAGAGCAAGUGCAACAUAAUCUUCUUUACUGAGUUUGUCGAUGGAUUCUUUGACAAAAUACAGAUAUAUAAGACGUAUGAAAUAACAGGAGGAGCAUUAAAGCUGGCAAACAAAAAAUACGUGGAGGAUAUUCAUGACUACGAGAUAUUUGUUGACAGGUCAUUUACAAUCACCCCAACAGAAAACAUGCUAAAUGCCGUUAAGAUGCCAAGUAUGGUGACAAGAAUCUCCAGGCUGCGUGAGAAAAUGAGUGAAGUUGUUUCUCUUCUUGUGGUGAUAAUAACGGUUGGAGAGAUUGAGACAGUGAUCAGAAAGAAGGACCAGGCCACUAUGAAGAAAAGGACCCUAAAAGUAGGGGAUGACUCAGGAGAGGCAGUUCCGUUUGUUCUGUGGGAAGAAACUGCAGAUAUGGACUUUUCAGUCGGAGAUGUCUUGCUAUUGGAGAAUGUCCGAGUGAGCGAGUACCAAAAUAUGCCGCAAAUUGGCAUGGCACGAGAUGGAAUUAUAUCUUUCAAUCCUGAGCUGCCAGAAGUGUUUAAGCUGAAGGGAUGGUACAACAAGAAUGAAGGAAACUUUUCAGUUGCAGAACCAAGAAAGUCAGUUGGAAGGGAGAGACAGAAAACAAAACUGGAAGAAGUUAAGGCAAAUGGGAUGGAGUAUGCGACAGUCAAGUGCACAAUUCUCUAUAUAUCAGAGAAAAGCGUUAUGUACCCAUCAUGCCCAAUGGAUAAUUGUAAUAAGAAAGUGGAGCACCCGGCAGAGUCACCAGAAAACUACUACUGCAGCAAGUGCGACCGUAUUUACACAAAUUGCAGCCAGAGCUACAGUGUGUCUGCGUCAAUAGCAGAUGAUACAUCUUCUGUUUGGCUUUCACUAUUUGGUGAUUCUGCUUCUGUUCUCUUCAAUAACCUAAAGGCAGUGGAGAUGGAAGACUUAUCAACUGAGGACCAUGACGAGUACAAAAAGACCAUAGCCAAGUCAAUAGGGGAAGAAAUGGUCAUAAGAAUUCGAGGAAAAGUACUUUUCCAUAUAAACAUAUAA